This is a messenger RNA of Rhopilema esculentum, 2626 nucleotides long. Its product is annotated as ras-related protein Rab-43. Gene Ontology annotation, molecular function: GTPase activity; GTP binding. The record is from RefSeq and is a predicted model, not a curated record. NCBI's taxonomy places the organism in Eukaryota, Metazoa, Cnidaria, Scyphozoa, Rhizostomeae, Rhizostomatidae.
AUGAGAAGAGAUUCAGAGCUUGAUUCUGAGAACGAUUUUGACUAUCUGUUUAAAAUAGUUCUUAUUGGUGAUCCUGGUGUUGGAAAAUCUGCACUGGUGCACCGUUUUAAGUACAAUACAUACGUUGAUCGACUCGCUAGUACCAUUGGUGUCGACUUUGUAAUCAAGUCUCUAAUCAUCGGAGGCAAAAAGGUUAAGCUUCAAAUAUGGGACACAGCUGGUCAAGAAAGAUUUCGGACAAUCACACAAAGCUACUACCGUGCAGCACAUGCAGUAAUGGUUGUAUUUGAUAUAACAAAAUCAGACACUUUCAAGAAUAUUGCAAGGUGGUUAAAAGACAUUGAGAAGUAUGCUAGUGAAUGCAGGAUCCAAGUGCUUGUUGGAAAUAAAGUUGACUUGGAAGAAGAAAGGGAGGUUACAAGAGAAGAAGAAGAACUUUUUGCAAAGAAUUAUUCAAUAAAUCAAGUUUUAGAAACAUCAGCAAAAGACAGUACAAAUGUGGAAGAGGCUUUCAUUCGCACUGCAGAACUUCUUAAGAAUAAUUAUGAACAGAGCUCUUUAUCAGAUUAUCCAAAUGAAAAUAAAGUCAUUUUAGGAUCUAGAAGUGUUGGCCGGUGGGGUUGCUGUUCAUAAUUGGUCUGUUGUCAUUAUGAAUGACUAGAGUGACUGGAGUUGAGAGGUUUGAGACUGUUGCUUCUGAAUGGUUGAUUAGUUAUUGAUUUUUGAUAGCAGCUGAGUUGAAGUAAUUCUAACAAAGGCAAGCAAAUUAACAAACCCCGUAGACACUAAGGCUCUUGCACUCUCCACCACCCCUUCCACUAGCUCCACAAAAAUACAUUCCCCUAGCCAGUAGAUCCUAUUACAUACCCCCUCCCACCUACUAAAUCUACAAGCACAUCCCCCACCAACUGGGUCCACUUCCAUACCCCCCAUCUACAAGGUCCACAAACACGUCCCCUACCCACUAUGUUCCCCAGCUUAUCCCCUACCCACUGGGUCUACCAACAUGUACCCCAUCUAAUAUGCCCACAAAAAUUUUCUCAUGCCCAUUAGGUCCACAUAACAACCCCCAUCUACUCUGUCUGCCAGAAUAUCCCCCACCCACCAUGUCCUCUAAAAUAUGUGCUUCUAGAUUCAGUGGCUGAUUUACUUGAUCUUAACAUUUCAAUUCCCCACAAAUGCAGGCAAUAGUUUUGUUAAUACACCAAUUCAACUAAGAGCCUUGCUUUGAAAAAUAUUUUUGACUUCAAAUUUUGGUUGAUUAGAAUUUUAGUCUACAUUUAAGUUUUCAUGAUGCUUGCACUUGUAAUAUUUAUUUAUGAUGAUAACAAUUUAUAAAUUUUGUAUCUGAAGGAAUUUGACCAGAAAUAGCAACUGAGGGUAAAAUUUUCACCCUAAAUCAAAAUCCUUUAAAAUUUUUCCAGCUUCAUUCAUUCAAUGUCAUGGGAAUUAGAAUCACACAAUAGUAAAUCCCUAUCUGAUCUCCAAACAAAUGUUCAGAUGAAACAAUUAAAAAACGUAAAGAAAAAAAGCUUGAUUGAUGAUUGAUAUAUAUGGCUUGAAAAUCUUGUUUACAAUGUGUGAAGUUUGUGAAAAUUUGUCAAUACAUUGAUCUGAUUUAUUUCCAGACAAGCUUUUGUGCUGAACAUUAAUCUAGAGGUAGCCAUUAAUCAUUGUGAUUGUGAAUCAAUUGGAUUGGAUGGGAUGGGAUGUGAUUUGGGAUAGAGUAGGGUUGGUUGGGUUGGGGUUGGGUGGUAAAGACUGUGAAUUUAUGAUUGUUUUUGUAUUUUGCAAUGUGACAAGUUUCAACUUAGUGUAAAAGGAAAGUAGAUGCUCCAAACUGAAGAUGCAUAUUGCCUCAAACAUAAGGUGCCUCUAUGGAAUUAGUUACGUUAUAGUAACAUUUUAGCCAUUCACUUGUUCUUGGAGUGAGAGUUAAGUUAGAAAAUUGGCAAAUCAAGAAGGUGCUUUCUUAAUGCUUUUUAUUGUAAAAUCUUUAACUAAGCUAGUGAUAAACUACGUGGAGAAUUUUUACAUUCAAUGAACUCCUUUUUCUGUUGAGAGGCCAUAACACUUGGUAAAAAAUGGGACCCAAAAGUAUUUGCCUAUUAUCCUAAGUCCCCAAGAACAAUCACCUCUUAGCUGUAAAGGCCAAUGGGGUGCGUGUGUGUCAUCAUCAAAAAUAUGUUUUCAGAAUAUUUCAGUUUUGACCAAACCACUUGGAAUCAUUGUGCAAAAUCAGUUAAAUAUAUUAAACACCAUAUGGCCAAUGGAAUUUUCAAGUUUGCUAAAAUUACAGUCGAUUUGAUAAGGAAAGGAACUGUACACAUGUGAUCAUAUCUAAGCCAAUCCGUAACCUAUUCAACUGAUUUUGCAUAUGUAUAGCAUUUCACGAUGCUCUGUUAUGCUGUUCAGGUUGUGUAGCCAAAAUUGAGCAAUUCUAAAAAUAGAUUUGUGACGUUAUCAAAUUGGAAUUUUAUGGUGGUUUCUAAUUCAUCUGCUAAUUUUUGGAAAUCUGUGUUGACUCGAAAUACGUGUAAAUCGAAUUUAUUUAUAGAAUUAAUGUUGCAUUGUGAUGUUUUAAAUUAUUUUAUUUGAAUUAUGAUAUUGAGCUUAUAACUACAAA